Molecule: messenger RNA, 5573 nt
Organism: Homo sapiens (human)
Lineage: Eukaryota; Metazoa; Chordata; Mammalia; Primates; Hominidae
Gene: SLC9A1
Product: solute carrier family 9 member A1
Exons: 16
Coding region: 1958-4075 (705 amino acids)
Biological process (GO): cellular response to antibiotic; positive regulation of apoptotic process; regulation of intracellular pH
Cellular component (GO): apical plasma membrane; transporter complex; membrane
Molecular function (GO): sodium:proton antiporter activity; antiporter activity
Source: RefSeq, a predicted model, not a curated record
CACAGUUGAUUGUCAGUGUGUAAGCCACAGAUUCUGAAGGUUAAGAGCUUCUGCCUUUUGUGUGGUGGGAACUUGAAGAAGGGUAGAGGACUAACUGGUCUGGGAUGAAUCCUUGGAGGAGGUGGUACUUAAUUCUGGGAUGAGUGGGGUUUGCCUGUGGGACUGCAGAAUACCUUCCAGGCAAGGAGAAGGACCCCAGAGUGAGUAAGCUGUGUCCUGAGAGAAGGGAAGGGGAAAUGAGUCCUUAAAGUAGAGAAAAACUUUUCUAAGUUGGAAAUCAAAGCAGAUGCAACAUGCUCCGCCUACACUGUGCAGCAGGGAAGGUACUGGCUUCUUUAUGCCCUCUGGGUCUGCUGGGUUGCCAUGGUGAGCCCAGCUCACACACAGUAGGUGACUCAGGCCACCUGCCCAUUUCCCUAAAGCGGCUAGGGCCCAGGCACACCUCUGAGGCUCUGCUAGUGGGGAAGCAACCACCUUUGAGGCAGCAGACGCAAGAGAAAGCCUCUGAAGGUGGACAGGCUUUGAGGAUGCAGCUAGGAAGCCCUGACUGGCCUCUGCUGUUUCCUGGACUGAAGGUCCCUGUUCUCUGUUCUCACUCUGCUUCUAGGAAUGAAAGUAUAGAAUAUUCUAAUUCUAGAAUGUUAGAGAUGGAAAAAUCCUUAUCAUAGCUUGUAACCCCCAGGCCCAAAGGGAAAUGGAGAUGUUUUGAUCAAGUUCUCUGUUUUUCCAGUUGAGGCCCAGAGAGGAUUGGCCCCAGGCCACUCGUGAAUUAAUGGCAGAGUCAGUCUUCUUCCCUGCUCUGUUAACUAACUCAGGAGUCCCUAGGCAGUAAGACCUGGACAGUGGACCGAGAGGAGGGGCUGUGGUUUUUGGCUUGGAUAUUGGUAGCAUUGGCAAACCUCAGUUCUUCCAGUGGGCCCUUUAAGCCUAAAGAAGGGCAGCUUCCUCCUGGGGUAUCUAUUAGGGAGCUGUCCUUGGCAGAGAAACCAUUGGUCCUUACACUGGUCCUUACAGGGGAGCCAAGUACAGGUCUUGGGACCUCUGAGACAGCCCAGAGGCUUCUGCCUUCACCCAUUGAAUCCCUCAGGUCGUGUAGUCCAUCACAAGCCAAUGUUGAACUUGGGUGCUGUGCUUUUUAUAGCAUCUUUGCCAUCAAGCCAGGGAAUAAGAUCUUAUCUCCCCGGUGGCCAGGACCCACAGGAAUCUGGAUGCUGUACCAGGCCUGUUCCUCCAUACAGCUGUGGCAUUUGCUCGAUCCCCAGCCUGGAGCACUGCCCAUAGACUGCCUCGCGCCGGUGCUCUCCUUCAGGCCCUAGAUCAAACGUCAUCUCUUCAGAGAGGCCUCCCUGACUGUCCAGUCUAACGGGCAGCACACGCCCCACCAGCUGCCUCUACCCCCAUGUCAGACACUAUUCUGGAUCUGAGGACACAGCCAGGAACAAGACAGAAGAGGCUCCUGAUGUCAGGGGGCUCCCAUGCCAGCAUGGAGCAUUGGAUGUGGACAAAGCAGUGUCAGGUAGUGAUAAUUCUGGGGUAACCACAGUUCUGACUUGGAUCAUCAUCAGUUGAUCUUACCUGUUCUUGAACUUCAUCUGAAUGGAAUCAUAGCUUAACUUUUUAAAUUAAAUCGGAUCUUUUGAAAGAGUUUCCUUAUCGGCAUCAAGAGAACAGCUUCAAGAGGGGAGAGUCUGGGAUGGACCCUGAAACCAGUCACUUGCGGCCGUUCACCCUGGCCGGGCAGAUUUCCUUCUAGGUGGAACCCAGGAUCUGGCCAGAACCCAGGGUGUAAAUCUUGGCUCUGUUGCUCCCUGUCUGGACCUGAUGUUCCCAGAGGGUGAGACCCUUUCUCUCCAACAUAGUAGGACCCCCUGAAAUGUGGAUUGAAACAAGCAAGAAAUAGAAGUGCUGUUUGGAAGAAUGAUGGGGAAAAACACAGAGAGAGACUGAUUGCCCGGGUAUGGGGAAGGAUGCUUGCCCAGGUUUCCAUGUGAUCCCCACUAUCUCAAGCAUCGUCCCGGAGAGCUGCCUGCUGAUCGUGGUGGGGCUGCUGGUGGGGGGCCUGAUCAAGGGUGUAGGCGAGACACCCCCCUUCCUGCAGUCCGACGUCUUCUUCCUCUUCCUGCUGCCGCCCAUCAUCCUGGAUGCGGGCUACUUCCUGCCACUGCGGCAGUUCACAGAAAACCUGGGCACCAUCCUGAUCUUUGCCGUGGUGGGCACGCUGUGGAACGCCUUCUUCCUGGGCGGCCUCAUGUACGCCGUGUGCCUGGUGGGCGGUGAGCAGAUCAACAACAUCGGCCUCCUGGACAACCUGCUCUUCGGCAGCAUCAUCUCGGCCGUGGACCCCGUGGCGGUUCUGGCUGUCUUUGAGGAAAUUCACAUCAAUGAGCUGCUGCACAUCCUUGUUUUUGGGGAGUCCUUGCUCAAUGACGCCGUCACUGUGGUCCUGUAUCACCUCUUUGAGGAGUUUGCCAACUACGAACACGUGGGCAUCGUGGACAUCUUCCUCGGCUUCCUGAGCUUCUUCGUGGUGGCCCUGGGCGGGGUGCUUGUGGGCGUGGUCUACGGGGUCAUCGCAGCCUUCACCUCCCGAUUUACCUCCCACAUCCGGGUCAUCGAGCCGCUCUUCGUCUUCCUCUACAGCUACAUGGCCUACUUGUCAGCCGAGCUCUUCCACCUGUCAGGCAUCAUGGCGCUCAUAGCCUCAGGAGUGGUGAUGCGCCCCUAUGUGGAGGCCAACAUCUCCCACAAGUCCCACACCACCAUCAAAUACUUCCUGAAGAUGUGGAGCAGCGUCAGCGAGACCCUCAUCUUCAUCUUCCUCGGCGUCUCCACGGUGGCCGGCUCCCACCACUGGAACUGGACCUUCGUCAUCAGCACCCUGCUCUUCUGCCUCAUCGCCCGCGUGCUGGGGGUGCUGGGCCUGACCUGGUUCAUCAACAAGUUCCGUAUCGUGAAGCUGACCCCCAAGGACCAGUUCAUCAUCGCCUAUGGGGGCCUGCGAGGGGCCAUCGCCUUCUCUCUGGGCUACCUCCUGGACAAGAAGCACUUCCCCAUGUGUGACCUGUUCCUCACUGCCAUCAUCACUGUCAUCUUCUUCACCGUCUUUGUGCAGGGCAUGACCAUUCGGCCCCUGGUAGACCUGUUGGCUGUGAAGAAAAAGCAAGAGACGAAGCGCUCCAUCAACGAAGAGAUCCACACACAGUUCCUGGACCACCUUCUGACAGGCAUCGAAGACAUCUGUGGCCACUACGGUCACCACCACUGGAAGGACAAGCUCAACCGGUUUAAUAAGAAAUAUGUGAAGAAGUGUCUGAUAGCUGGCGAGCGCUCCAAGGAGCCCCAGCUCAUUGCCUUCUACCACAAGAUGGAGAUGAAGCAGGCCAUCGAGCUGGUGGAGAGCGGGGGCAUGGGCAAGAUCCCCUCUGCCGUCUCCACCGUCUCCAUGCAGAACAUCCACCCCAAGUCCCUGCCUUCCGAGCGCAUCCUGCCAGCACUGUCCAAGGACAAGGAGGAGGAGAUCCGCAAAAUCCUGAGGAACAACUUGCAGAAGACCAGGCAGCGGCUGCGGUCCUACAACAGACACACGCUGGUGGCAGACCCCUACGAGGAAGCCUGGAACCAGAUGCUGCUCCGGAGGCAGAAGGCCCGGCAGCUGGAGCAGAAGAUCAACAACUACCUGACGGUGCCAGCCCACAAGCUGGACUCACCCACCAUGUCUCGGGCCCGCAUCGGCUCAGACCCACUGGCCUAUGAGCCGAAGGAGGACCUGCCUGUCAUCACCAUCGACCCGGCUUCCCCGCAGUCACCCGAGUCUGUGGACCUGGUGAAUGAAGAGCUGAAGGGCAAAGUCUUAGGGUUGAGCCGGGAUCCUGCAAAGGUGGCUGAGGAGGACGAGGACGACGAUGGGGGCAUCAUGAUGCGGAGCAAGGAGACUUCGUCCCCAGGAACCGACGAUGUCUUCACCCCCGCGCCCAGUGACAGCCCCAGCUCCCAGAGGAUACAGCGCUGCCUCAGUGACCCAGGCCCACACCCUGAGCCUGGGGAGGGAGAACCGUUCUUCCCCAAGGGGCAGUAACACCAGGGCCAGCAGGCAGCGCCUGUCCCCUCACAGACUCUUCCACCAGAGCAGGGGCUGCUGGGGGCUCCCCUUGCCCUUCCUGACCCGGAUUGGCCCUGCCCCUCCCCCUACCGCAUGGCAGCUGGGCCCACAGCCCCCACCCCAGCACAGCUCCUCCCCUGCCGCCUCCCGGGAAGCAUCCUCCCCACCAGAGCUGCCUCCCCAAUCCAUUUGGCAGAACUGCUGGGGCUGGUGAGGCCGGCCCUGCCCCUCCCUAGAUCCAGGCUUCUCCCGGACCUGGACUAGGGCCUCGGAGGCUCCUCCCUCUGCCUCAUCCUCCUCCUCAUUCAGACCAAUCUUAGUUUCUAACCAAAGAGUCUCUGGCUCAGCUGUGGUCCCACCCAGGAAGGGAGGGAGCUGAGGCCUCCCUUGAGUAGGCCCUGCUUUAUCAGGGGACAAACCAGGGGUACCAGGCACAUGGCUGGGGGAGGGACUGCUGACCCACCAAGGUCUCACACUCCUCCUGCCAGCUCUGUCACCCUGGCCACCACCCAACCUGUCCUUACUCAGAGCUGCGGGCUGAGGGCAUCUCUGAGUGUCUCUGCCUGGAGCAGGGGUGGUUUCUACGGUGACAGUGACGUGACUCAGAGCUUUUCGAACUGUGCUCCCACGGGGACCACUGGGCCCCUCAGGGGAAGCUGCUAGGGGAAGGACUGGCCGUGGCUCCAGAAUGUGCUGCCUUUUUAAGUUUUGUUUGUUCACACUCCUAUAUAUGAUUGUUUGCACAGAGGGCGCUCCUGUUUUUAAAACAUUUUGAAAACCCCUGGCUGAACAGUGCUCUGCCUCUAACUCCCUCCUCACACUCCAGAAUUACCCUUCCUCAUCUGUGCCUGUCUGUCCAACCCCUCCCCCACGUCUCUCUGCCUGCUGGGCUCUUAACUGUUGCUCGAAGACUGUGACAUCAGAAGUAACUCCCACUCCUAAUCAAGAGUCUCUCCAGCCUCACAGAUGCUGGCCUCUUGGCACCUGCCUAGCUCUUGGGCCUGACCUCCAGUCCUGCUGGCCUGCUCUUACUUCCCCCACCCUGGGUUUGGCCCCUGGAACCUUUCCCUUGUGUGUACCACACCCUGCCUGCUGUGGAGCCCAUUGUGGAGGCGGUGGGGGGGAGAAGGCCUCCCCUGAGGAUCCCCUGUCCCCUGGGGCUGGUGGAUUGGGCAGAAUCCUGGGCCCCCAGAGACCUUUGCCCACACACACUCCUUCCCCUUGUCCCUGGGGCACUCCCCCAGGAUUGUGCAAUAGUCAGAGUGUCCCUUUUUGCAGGGGACUGGGCCAUGGGUCCUCGGCCCAUCUGUCCAUCCUCCUCUCCAUGCAAGUGCUGUUUGGGCAGGAGUCACCAUGCAAGGGUGACAUCGACAACCACGUACCAAGCCACCGCAGCUGCUGCCACUCUGCUGCCUGUACAGAAGAAACUGAAUCUUUUUCAUAUUCUAAUAAAUCAAUGUGAGUUUUUAAUAGA